AAUACAAUCCUCACUCGCCAUCCUAGUUAAUCAUGAGGAAUUUCAACAUGCCUACCCUCGCCAUUUCAAUCUUUCUUCUUUUGCCCAUUAAUUUCUUCACACAAAUCGAAGUGGCAUUUGCUGCUGCAUUUCCCCCCUCAGUUGCUUACUUUCAAACUGACUUUUGGUCAAAAAAUGUCAUCAACCCCAUGCCUGAAACAAUCAAAUCAAAACUAUCUCCAUUAUCCUCCCCAGAUUAUGCUAUUAAUUCCACAAUAACUUCAACAAACCAAGAAUCCUUCAACAUGAACGGAUUUUGCUCCAAAGCUAAUCUGGCUUGCACCCCAUUAUCAAAAACCAGUUUAAGGAUGAUUAAGGCUACCAUAAAUGGGUAUUUAGGUUCCCCAACCAGCAAUACGAAUUCACAUGAUGAUGAAUCAGUCGACCCCAACUUCUUCUUUAGGCUCUCAUCAGUUUUCCAAGAAGGGAAACAAAUCCAACUACCCAGCUUUGAUAAAGCAAGUCUUCCUCCUCGCUCGUUUCUUCCAUCCCAUUAUGCAUCCAAAAUAUCUAUCACUAGUUCAAGUGAUCUCCAGAAAAUUUUCCCUGAUUUAUUCGCUUCCAACCCAAUGAAGGAAACCAUUGAAAGGAGUAUUUCAUUUUGUACUUCUCCAUCUCGAGCAGGAGAGAUUAAGACAUGCUCAAAUUCCCUCGAGGACAUGAUACAAUUUUCCAAGCAAACAUUGGGCAGGAGCAGCGGAAAACUACUUGCUUUGACUUCGAAAAGCGAAAAAGGUUCAGGAAAAGAGCUUGAAAUUGGAAAAAUCAAACGACUCCAUACUCAAAAAAUGGUGUCUUGUCAUGAAGUUUUCUAUCCAUUUGCCACUUACUUUUGCCAUUUUCUCCCAUCAUCCACAACUCGCCUCUACGCGGUCGAUUUUGUCGAUCCCGGAACAAAAGCUCAGGUUAACACCAUCCUAGCGCUAUGUCAUAUGGAUACAUCAGCAUGGCCUGCUGAAAACAUGGCUUUGAAGGUAUUGAAAUUAUCUCCGGGUAAAGGCGAAGCAUGUCACUGGUACGGAAAAGAUGAUCUGGUCUGGAUCUAGGUUUGGAAGCUGAUUUUCCAACCUAAUUACUAUUAGGUGCUGUAUCAUGCAUGCCAUGAAUUAUGUACUUUUGAUUUCUUAUCAGUUUCGUUGUCUGUUGUUGUCCUGUGAGUGUUGACCUUUUCAAUGUUUCCAAGUUGAGUCAAUGUAAAAUAAAUAAUGUAUUCUCAUUUUCAUGUGAAAGAAAUGAUUGGAUUGUGGA
Messenger RNA from Oldenlandia corymbosa var. corymbosa, 1287 nucleotides. The record is from the annotation of a GenBank genome assembly. Lineage: Eukaryota; Viridiplantae; Streptophyta; Magnoliopsida; Gentianales; Rubiaceae.